AUGCACAUGACCACCUCCCCUCCUCGCGAGAGAGGUCGCCGAGGACAUCGAUCUAGUGAAGAAGAAUUCGUGCUCUAUCUACAGGGGAUACCCCAACAUUGCAGAUGGCAAGAACUGAAAGACUUCGUCCGUCAGACUGCGCUCCAUAUCAGACAAGCAGUUGUCUACGAUGACCAACAUGGAUAUCCUACGGGACUAGGUCAGAUUAUAGUCAAAAAUGAAGAUGAGGCAUGGCGAACAUAUCGAAAGCUUUCUACAACGGGAUGGGAUGGCCACCCCUUAACCGUGACUUUGGCCAGAGCAAGUUCUCCUACGAGACCAAUAGCUGGUCCUACGAAAAGUUCGUCGGCCUCGGGUCCUAUAUUGCCGCACGGAGGGAAGGUUGCCAGGAAUUCUGUUGUGAGGACUCCGACGCCGGAAUCGCCUGCUACUACGGAACCCAUCCAAUCACAUUCAAUAGCAACAGGGACCAUAUAUCCUCAGUACAUCACUCCAUGCACGCCAACAAGGCAUAGCCAUGGACACCUCCAGGGGUUCUCGCCAAUGAUGGAGUCGCCGGGAGGGUAUGGGCAUCACCAUCAUCAUACAUCGGCUGGAUGGAACGUGUACCCUGAUGGAUUGGGGAUGCUCACAUUUCCAUCUCCAGCGAUAACAAUGUUCCCUCCCCCGCCGAUGGAGCAACAGCAGAUCGAAUAUCCGUAUUAUUUCCCUUAUUCACAUCCAAUGCAAAUCCCAGUACGCGGCCAGCCGAUGUACACAGAGACGAGGUAUCCUGAUUAUCACCAGCAGCAGGGAGGGCCCUCUGCUUUUUUCAGUCAGUUUCCGCCGGCUCCCAGCCAGUAUUAUUAUCAUCACCAACAACAGGGGUACCACGUCUACGGCUAUGAGUCACGAAAACCUAGCUUCCAUUCUAGUAGCACAUCUGAAAUAUAUCCAAACACUGCAGCAGCACCAUAUAGCAACGAAGGAGGCAUAAACCCACACCAAGCACUACCCCAAGGCAUACGCCAUAUUAUAAUCGACAACAUUUGCCCCGGCGUCGACAUACAAACACUCCAAGAUCAUUUCCGAGACGCCGGGCACAUGCUACACUGCCAGAUUAUCCGCGACAACGAAAACGGCCACGAAGCUCGCUGUAACGAGCUCAGCUAUCCCGGCCAGUGCUACGCAACAGCCACAUUCUCAACGGCCGAAGAAGCCGAGAGGGCGGUGGGCAUGUAUAACGGUUCUGAUCUAGGUGGAAGUCGGGUUGUGGUUCGGUUGGAUACGGAGUAUGAUCCUUCUACCGCUGAGGAUUCGAAUGUAAAUGGUGAUGGAGGAGGUGGUGAGAGUGACUGGUCGAGAUCACAGUCAUAUUCAUUGUCGUUUACGGCUUCGUCAAAUCCGCUGUUAGCGUCAUCUGUGUCGUCGUCGACGGCUACGACUUUGGGGACAUUUUCAGCGUAUUCUGGAUCGCCAAACUCGCAAUCAUCGAGCAUUCCAGCUACGAACAAGACAUACCAGUGCCACAGCCAUCAGCAACAUCGCGAUAGAAGAGAUUCUGGAAAGGAGAUAUUCAAAACUAAUAACCACCCCUUCCUUCCUUCUCAAAGUGCUGAGUCGUCAUAUUGUGUGGACGACGCCUCUUCGCGGUCCGUAUCACCCACGUCCAGCACCCGGGCAGGCAACACAGAAGAGAAACCGAGAAUGACGGCCAUGAUGCAGCCGUUGGUGGUUAAUGGGUCCGGUCCAGUAGGCAGGGCUAAAAUGUGA
Talaromyces marneffei is the source of this 1752-nucleotide messenger RNA. RefSeq lists its product as uncharacterized. Gene Ontology annotation, cellular component: nucleus; cytoplasm; ribonucleoprotein complex. The record is from RefSeq and is a predicted model, not a curated record. The coding region runs from base 1 to 1752 and encodes 583 amino acids. Gene Ontology annotation, molecular function: mRNA binding. The transcript has 5 exons. NCBI's taxonomy places the organism in Eukaryota, Fungi, Ascomycota, Eurotiomycetes, Eurotiales, Trichocomaceae.